CGUCAUGGAACCUAGGCUUAGUUGAAAACGGCCUCUCGUCAACAAGGGGACGAUCGAUCGUUGUUUCGGCUUUGUGUUGUGGUGGCGUGCCGUUUUAUUUUGAAAUUUCGGUUUGCGGUCGUGUCGUUUCAACAGGUUGUACGCCGUCGACGUAGUCGUGCACUUGACGAACGUCGAUCCAGUUCGCUCGUUGUGGUGGGUAAGGGCACGACUAAGUCGUCCUGGUGGUACCGAAGAGGGCGGGAGUUUCGAAAACCGCAUUUGUUUUCCCGUUAAUGCGACACCUCCGAAGGUAAUUAACAACAAUCGAAUCGUACGAGCGGGGUACAAAGGUGAUUGCGACCGGCGUGCCCCCGAUCAGUCGAUCGCCGACCGUCCCGUAAGAUGUUAUGAGAGUGCUACUGGACAACGUCUACGCGUUUUUCGGCUGGAAGCGACACGAGGACGUGCCACAAGACGACGACGACGACAAAGAGAUGUUGAACAAGAGGAACUUGGCCAGGCGCAACAGCAAACGUUUCGUUAUCGGGGACGGGGAGGAUGAACUGCCCUCGCCCACCACCGAAAUCGUUAUCACCGAAUCACCCGACGUGGAGAAGUCGGUAUGGGCGGCGAGGAACACCGCAGGGCUCCAAGUCGGGACCACCUUGACACCGUCGAUGUCCCAAGGCACGGUGAUGCUCCACAACCGCCUGCAAGAGAAGGACUUCACCGUCGCGACGCCCGAGGAGUUCGUGAAACGCUUCAACGGCACCCGCGUCAUCAACAAGGUGCUGAUCGCCAACAACGGCAUCGCCGCCGUCAAGUGCAUGCGUUCCAUCCGCCGCUGGUCCUACGAGAUGUUCAAGAACGAGAGGGCGGUGCGGUUCGUCGUCAUGGUCACGCCGGAAGAUCUGAAGGCGAACGCCGAGUACAUUAAAAUGGCGGACCACUACGUGCCGGUGCCCGGCGGCACCAACAACAACAACUACGCCAACGUCGAGCUGAUCGUGGACAUCGCCGUCAGGCUUCAGGUUCAGGCGGUGUGGGCCGGAUGGGGACACGCCUCCGAGAACCCGAAGCUGCCCGAGCUGCUGCACAAGAACAAUAUUUGCUUCAUUGGGCCCUCGGAGAAGGCUAUGUGGGCGUUGGGCGACAAAAUCGCCUCGUCCAUCGUGGCUCAGACGGCUGAGGUACCGACCCUUCCUUGGUCAGGAUCAGAAUUGAAGGCCCAAUACACGGGGAAGAAAAUUAAAAUAUCAUCGGAACUGUUCGCCAAGGGUUGCGUUCAAACGGCUGAGCAAGGUUUGAUUGCUGCACAAAAAAUUGGCUUUCCUGUCAUGAUUAAAGCCUCAGAAGGAGGUGGUGGUAAAGGUAUCAGAAAGGUCGAAAACGCUGAUGACUUCCCUGCAGCCUUCAGACAGGUACAAACAGAAAUCCCCGGUUCACCCAUUUUCGUAAUGAAACUGGCGAAAUGCGCCCGCCAUUUAGAAGUACAACUCCUGGCCGACAACUAUGGAAACGCCAUCUCCCUCUUCGGCAGAGAUUGUUCCAUCCAACGUCGUCACCAAAAGAUCAUCGAAGAAGCCCCCGCCGUCAUCGCCGAGCCCGACGUCUUCGAACAAAUGGAAAAGGCCGCCGUGCGUUUGGCCAAAAUGGUCGGCUACAUAUCCGCCGGUACUGUAGAGUACCUGUACGACACAUCCGGUCACUACUACUUCCUGGAGUUGAACCCCAGGUUGCAGGUGGAGCAUCCCUGUACGGAGAUGGUGUCGGACGUUAACUUACCGGCCGCACAACUACAAAUCGCCAUGGGUCUGCCCCUACAUUUCAUAAAAGACAUCCGUCUAUUGUACGGCGAAUCCCCGUGGGGCACCAGCGAAAUAGACUUCGACCAACCACGUCACAAGCCCCAACCGUGGGGACACGUCAUAGCAGCCCGUAUCACCUCCGAAAACCCCGACGAAGGAUUCAAACCUAGCUCCGGUACCGUCCAAGAGUUGAACUUCAGGUCAUCCAAGAACGUUUGGGGUUACUUCUCUGUGGCGGCCAGCGGUGGCUUGCACGAGUUCGCCGACUCCCAGUUCGGUCAUUGUUUCUCCUGGGGCGAGAACAGAGAACAAGCCAGAGAAAACUUGGUAAUAGCCCUUAAAGAACUGUCCAUUAGGGGUGACUUCAGGACAACGGUCGAGUAUCUGAUCACCCUGUUGGAAACCAAGAGUUUCCAGGACAACACCAUUGAUACAGCUUGGCUGGACAUCCUGAUUCAAUCCAGGGUGCAGUCGGAGAAGCCGGACGUGAUGUUGGGUGUCAUCUGUGGGUCCCUCCACAUUGCAGACAAGUCUAUCGGUACUGCCUUCCAGGAGUUCCAAAACUCGCUUGAAAGGGGGCAAAUUCAAGGCAGUAACACCCUCACCAACGUCUUAGAUGUUGAGUUAAUCCACGACGGCAACAAGUACAAAGUACAGGCCACCAAGAGUGGCCCCAACACCUACUUCCUGCAAAUGAACGGCUCAUUUAAGGAGAUCGAGCUGCACAGGCUUAGCGACGGUGGAAUGUUGUUGAGCGUGGACGGGGCUUCGUUCACGACUUACAUGAAGGAAGAGGUGGACAGGUACCGUAUCGUAAUCGGCAAUCAGACCUGUAUUUUCGAAAAGGAGAACGACCCAACCAUCCUACGUUCACCUUCAGCUGGUAAACUUCUUAACUUCUUGGUUGAAGACGGUGGACACGUCAAUAAAGGCCAAGCUUACGCUGAAAUCGAAGUCAUGAAGAUGGUUAUGACCUUAACAUCAACGGAAAGUGGCUCAGUCUUCUACACCAAACGUCCUGGUGCUGUUUUGGAUGCCGGAGCCAUAAUUGCCAGUUUGGAACUGGAUGACCCAAGUCUCGUGGUCAAGGCUCAGUUGUACAAGGGACCGUUCCCCGAAUUGGACGUGUCCCAGCCCAUGGUUUCAGAGAAGUUGAACCACAUGCACAACAGUUACAAGAGCAUUUUGGAGAACACCUUGGCUGGUUACUGCCUGCCUGAUCCCUACAACGUACCACGUCUACGUGAGGUUAUUGAAAAGUUCAUGUCUUCACUCAGAGAUCCCAGUCUUCCUCUGCUGGAGUUGCAGGAAGUUAUGGCCACAAUUUCCGGCCGUAUUCCCAUAGCUGUCGAAAAGAAGAUCAGGAAACUCAUGUCUUUGUACGAAAGGAACAUUACGUCAGUUUUGGCCCAGUUCCCGAGUCAGCAAAUUGCUAGCGUCAUCGAUUCACACGCAGCCAGCAUGCAGAAACGUUCAGACAGGGACGGCUUCUUCCUGGCCACUGAAGGUAUAGUGCAGCUCGUACAACGCUACAGAAACGGCAUUAGAGGCAGGAUGAAGGCCGCCGUCCAGGAGAUCCUCAAGCAGUACUACCAAGUCGAAUCCCAGUUCCAGCAAGGCUCGUACGACAAGUGCGUCUCCUUGUUGCGUGACAAGCACAACGACGACAUGUUGGCCGUCACCAACACCAUUUUCUCCCAUUGCCAGGUGGCCAAAAAGAACCUCCUGAUCACCAUGCUGAUCGACCACUUGUGGAGCAACGAACCCGGCCUCACCGACGAGCUGGCGGCCGCCCUAACUGAACUCACCAGUCUGAACCGCAGUGAGCACUCACGAGUGGCCCUCCGUGCCCGCCAGGUACUGAUCGCCGCCCACCAACCCGCCUACGAGCUGCGCCACAACCAAAUGGAGAGCAUAUUCUUGAGCGCCGUCGAUAUGUACGGCCACGACUUCCACCCGGAGAACCUGCAGAAGUUGAUCAUGUCCGAGACUUCUAUUUUCGAUAUAUUGCACGACUUCUUCUACCACACCAACAGGGCUGUGUGCAACGCCGCCUUGGAGGUGUACGUGCGCCGUGCCUACGUCUCGUACGACAUCACCUGUCUGCAACACUUGGAGCUCAGCGGAGAAGUACCGGUGGUACACUUCCAGUUCAUGUUGCCUCCCUCUCAUCCCAAUCGCCUUAUCAAAUUAGAUGCCCUUCAAGAGUCGUCUGUGGAAGGCGAAUCCAAUAUUAGGGUCAUCGACACCUUCCAACGUACCGGAUGUGUGGCCGCCUUCGACAACUUCCACAGCUUCGAGCAGUACGCCGACGAAAUCCUGGACCUGAUCGAGGACUUCGCCAGUCCCGCCACCAUUAACCCCAAGGACUUGAUUGCGGUUGAGUCCGGCUCCGAGUCCAGGAACAGCACGUCCAUAAACGUGAGCAUCACCAACGACGGUAUCCGGGCCAUACCGGAAGACAGGAACGUCAUACAAGAGCCAAUCCACAUCCUGCUGGUCGGCAUCAAGGACCGUGGCGAAUGCGACGACUCCACCAUGUCCAGGCAGUUCGGCAAGUUCUGCGCCAAGCACCGCGAGGAGCUCAUGUCCAGAGGCAUCAGACGCAUCACCUUCGCCGCCCUGAAACGCAAGCAGUUCCCCAAGUUCUUCACCUACAGAGCUAAGGACGACUUCAUCGAGGACAGGAUUUACCGCCACUUGGAGCCAGCCUGCGCCUUCCAAUUGGAACUGAACAGAAUGAUGAGGACCUACAACUUGGAGGCCUUACCCACCGCCAACCAAAAGAUGCACUUAUACCUCGGCAAAGCAAAAGGCGCCCCCGGCAAAGAAGUCACGGAUUACAGGUUCUUCAUUCGCAGCUUGAUCCGCCAUUCGGAUUUGAUCACCAAAGAAGCUUCGUUCGAGUACUUGCAGAACGAAGGAGAGCGCGUACUGUUGGAGGCCAUGGAUGAACUGGAGGUCGCCUUUUCGCACCCCCACAGCAAGCGCACUGAUUGCAACCACAUCUUCCUCAACUUCAUGCCCACCGUCAUCAUGGACCCGGCUAAGAUCGAAGAAGCUGUCACCGGCAUGGUCAUGCGUUACGGCCCCAGGCUAUGGAAGCUUAGGGUACUGCAGGCUGAGAUCAAGGUGAUCAUCAGGCCUUCACCUAACGCAGAAACCACCACCAUCAGAUUGUGCCUGGCCAACGACAGCGGGUACUACCUGGACAUCAACAUGUACACCGAAGAAGUUGACCCCGACACUGGCAUUAUUAAAUUCAAGGCGUACGGUACGAAGCAGGGACCAAUGCACGGACUACCAAUCUCCACCCCCUACCUGGCCAAAGACUAUCUGCAACAGAAGCGUUUCCAGGCCCAAUCAGUCGGUACCACCUACGUGUACGAUUUCCCUGAAAUGUUCCGCCAAAUGGUGGACCUGGAAUGGAAGAACUACAGUCGCCAACGCAUGUCCGAAGCCAUCACCAUUCCGGACAAACUCAUGGACUUUGUCGAGCUCAUUUUGGAUCCAGAGUCCGAGACUAGGUUGAUUGAACAGAAGAGAGUACCAGGCGAGAACAACGUGGGUAUGGUGGCAUGGAGGUUGACCCUGUACACACCCGAAUAUCCCGAAGGUCGUGACAUCAUUGUGAUCGCCAACGAUAUUACUUAUCUCAUUGGUUCCUUCGGACCAAGAGAAGACAAGGUCUUCGGACUGGCCAGCGAGAUUGCCCGUGAGUUGGGUAUUCCCAGGAUUUACAUCUCGGCCAACUCUGGUGCUAGAAUCGGCCUGGCUGAGGAAGUUAAAGGGUUGUUCAAGAUCGCGUGGGAGGACAACAACGAAAUCGACAAGGGUUACAGGUAUUUGUACUUGACGCCUGAGGACUACGCCAAGCUGAGUGCCCAGAACUCCGUGAAGGCUGUGCUGAUUGAGGAUGAAGGGGAGUCGCGUUACAAAAUCACCGACAUUGUGGGCAAAGAUGAUGGUUUAGGUGUGGAGAACUUGAAGUACGCCGGUAUGAUCGCCGGUGAAACCAGCAAGGCGUACAGAGAAAUCGUCACCAUCUCCAUGGUUUCAUGCAGGGCUAUUGGUAUUGGUUCGUACUUGGUGCGUCUUGGACAAAGGGUAAUUCAAAUUGAAAACUCGCACAUUAUUCUCACCGGUUAUCAAGCCUUGAACAAACUGUUGGGUAGGGAAGUGUACGCCUCCAACAACCAACUGGGAGGUAUCCAAAUCAACUACAACAACGGUGUGUCACACAAAACUGAACACAGCGAUCUGGAUGGUAUCCACACAAUAUUGCAUUGGCUCUCUUACAUUCCCAAAGACAUGAAGUCACCGGUACCGAUAGUAAACCCGGUGGAUCCCAUCGACAGAGAAAUCCAAUUCGUACCCACCAAAGCGCCGUACGACCCCAGAUGGAUGCUGGAAGGAAGACCGUCACCCAGUGACCCAGACGUUUGGGAGUCGGGCUUCUUCGACAAGGACUCUUGGUCGGAAAUCAUGCGCCCGUGGGCCCAGACUGUGGUGGCCGGACGUGCCCGCCUGGGAGGUAUUCCAGUGGGUGUGGUGGCUGUGGAAACGCGUACCGUGGAGCUGAAGCUACCCGCCGAUCCCGCCAAUUUGGAUUCCGAGGCCAAGACCGUGUCCCAGGCUGGUCAAGUCUGGUUCCCAGACUCAGCUUACAAGACGGCUCAGGCCAUCCAGGACUUCUCCCGUGAGGGCUUGCCUUUGAUGAUCUUCGCCAACUGGAGAGGUUUCAGUGGUGGUAUGAAGGACAUGUACGAACAAGUUAUGAAGUUCGGUGCUAUGAUCGUGGACGGUUUGGAACAGUACAAGCAGCCGAUUAUCAUCUACAUACCUCCCAACGGUGAGCUGAGAGGUGGAGCCUGGGCUGUGGUGGACCCGACCAUCAACCCCAGAUACAUGGAGAUGUACGCCGACCCGGACAGCAGAGGUGGCGUCCUCGAGCCCGAGGGUAUCGUAGAAAUCAAGUUCAGGAAGAAGGACUUGAUCAAGGCGAUCCACAGGUUGGAUCCGGUGGUCAAAGAGUUGGACGACAAGUUGAAGGCGUUGAACAGUCAGACGCAAACACCGAGGGAACGAUCAUCCAGCAUAACGGCAGCCACCGAAAAGCCGGUGAAGCCCAAAGAAGUUCAGGAUUUGGAGAAGCAGAUUGCCGAAAGGGAAAAUUUGGUUCUUCCAAUGUACCAUCAAGUGUCCAUUCACUUCGCCGACUUGCACGACACUCCGGAAAGGAUGUUGGAGAAGUCGGCCAUCCACGACAUCGUUCCAUGGAGGAAGGCCAGGACGAAUCUUUAUUGGCGUUUGAGGAGGCUGUUGCUCCAAGACAGGGUUAUCAAGAAUUUACCAGUGGGACAAGGAGAAAGUAUGUUAAGGAGGUGGUUUAUCGAAGACAAGGGUGCUUCUGAGGGGUACAAAUGGGACAACAACCAGGUCGUGGUCCAAUGGUUGCAGGAACAACUCGAAAGACCUGGCGGUGAAUCGAUGAUCAACUACAACUUACACUGCGUCAAGAGGGACGCUUUCAUCAAACAAAUCAUAUCGUUUGUUGAGGAUUGUCAGGACAUUGCUUUGGAUGCUGUGGUGGCGAUAAUUGAAAAACUGAACGACAGUCAGAAAGCUGAAGUGAUCAAAACCAUCAGUCAAGUUGGAGGAAUUGAAUAUUACCAGUCUUCUAAAAAGGAUUGUCCAGAUAUGGCUCUGGAUGCAGUAGUUUCAUUAAUUGACAAACUGAAUGAUAGUCAAAAAGCCGAUGUGAUCAAAACACUAACCCAACAACAACAAUGACUAUAAACCGGUUUUAGAGCCCAAAUUUAGUUUUAAUUUAAUACAUAAAAAAGAACUUGACGUUUUUUUUACUUUUUGUACUAUUUAUAAAUAAACGACCUGUUAUAGUUUAUUUUUUAUUAUGUGUAAAGUGUAGAAUAUUGUUAAUAAUUGUAUAUUUUUAGACAAUGUCAGAAUUGUUAUAUUUAUAAUGUUGUUAUAAUAAAGUGAUAUUUAUUUUCCAAUA
This is a messenger RNA of Aethina tumida (small hive beetle), 7809 nucleotides long. RefSeq names its product acetyl-CoA carboxylase. The record is from RefSeq and is a predicted model, not a curated record. The transcript has 8 exons. Gene Ontology annotation, molecular function: acetyl-CoA carboxylase activity; ATP binding; metal ion binding. Gene Ontology annotation, biological process: fatty acid biosynthetic process. NCBI's taxonomy places the organism in Eukaryota, Metazoa, Arthropoda, Insecta, Coleoptera, Nitidulidae. The coding region runs from base 390 to 7583 and encodes 2397 amino acids.